AAUGAAAUGUUGGAAAAUAACAUGCCUGAUUUGGAUACAAGCUACCUGGAUAUUUCAAAAAUGGAAAUUGUGUACGACUUUCCAAAUAUUUCAUUUGAUACCAGCAAAUCACAAGAACCUAGUCUAACAGAUUCAAUAUUAGAUGAUGGUGAUAGUGUUCAAUUAUCUGGUGCUAUUGAAAUUACAGAUAAUAUUGGAAGAAUGAUGGUAGAAAAUGGAACUAACCAUGCACCAGAUGAUCUUAACUCUUUUCAUAUUGUUCCUCAUCUGGAAAUGGAAGAGCAUGAGAGUAUGCAAGAUGAUGACCCACUAAUUACUGGAAAUCAAAAUAAUUUAAUUAAUGUUGGUGAACUAAAUACUGAAGAACCGAACAUUGAGGAUCAAGUAGUCGAAGUAAUUGCUGAACCCCAGAUUGAUAACAACAGAGCAGAAGUAGUAGACGAAACGCCUAGCAUAACAGAUGAUAGCUCUUCUAGUGGUUCUGAUUUUGAAGAAAUUGACAGUUCAGGAAGACCAAAGAAAGGUAGGAAGAGAAAGUAUGCACAUCAAUCUAGAGAUAUCAGAAAAAAAAGGAAAAAUAGUAAUAAAAAAUACAUUUCUCAAACAGGAAAAGUUGUGUACCCUAAAAACUUCAGGGAUUUUCAUUGUGCUUGCAAGUGUAAUGAGAAAGUGUCACUUGAAGUAAGAAAAAGCACUUUUAAGAAAUUUUAUGAUUUGGGGGACUAUAAUGCCCAAAACAUGUUUAUUUGUGCAUCAGUACAGGAAGAAAAAACAAAAAGACCAACAGUACAACUAUCUAAAAGACAGUUUAGAAGGAAAUAUACAAUUAACAAUACUGUUAUUUGCAGGAAUAUGUACGUACAAACCUUAAGAGUGUCCACAAAAAGAAUUAAUACAGCUCUUAAAAAGCUUAAAAACGAUAAUGUGAAAGAUGAAAGGGGGAAAUGUGGUGGCAGUAACAAGAUUGAAGACAAACGGAUUGAAGAAGUCCGAAACCACAUUAAAAGAAUUCCAGCAUACAAGUCCCACUACUGUAGAACGACAACAGAAUCAUGCUGGUUACCCCCUGAUAUGACAUUGCCACGUAUGUACAGUUUGUACAAGGCUGAAGUAGAGCAUCCUGUGUCCCAAUCAAAAUAUAAUAAAAUAUUUUAUGCAGAUUUUAACCUAAAACGGAAACCACUUCAGAAAGACACCUGCAGUACCUGUGACACACUACAUGCCCUGGAAAAUUCAACUACCAGUGAUAUAGAGAGAGAUGAAAUUAAAAUAAAACAUGAGGCUCAUCUGAAAUUAGUCGAAGAAGUAAGAGCUCAGUUCAAGGACGACUUACUAACGGCAAAAACUGUUGAAUCAAAACAAACGCUGUCUUUUGAUCUUCAAAAAACCCUACCAUUACCUCGUCUGCCGACAAAUGUCAUUUACUAUAAACGACAAAUCAUGCUUUAUAAUCUGGGUAUUCAUUCGGGGAAAAACUGGUAA
Messenger RNA from Homalodisca vitripennis (glassy-winged sharpshooter), 1482 nucleotides. RefSeq lists its product as uncharacterized. Bases 7 to 1482 code for a protein of 491 amino acids. The record is from RefSeq and is a predicted model, not a curated record. The transcript is spliced from 3 exons. NCBI's taxonomy places the organism in Eukaryota, Metazoa, Arthropoda, Insecta, Hemiptera, Cicadellidae.